AUGGAGGAGCCAGCCUCAGCCACAGCCACAGCCACAGCCACUGAACCAUCGACUGUCCUCCGCCAGAAGAGGACCAGGGCUCAGACUCAUAGCACUGAGAACCAUGAGAGGACCAGCGCUGGGAGUGACCAGGCGGACCGCGAGAGCUCACCCGAUGACUUCGAAGAGACUCGUCCUAAAGCUAAACGAGGUCGACCUGCCGCCGCUGGCACUUCCGCUGCGCCACAAAAACUCGCCACUCUCACCUUGAUUGAAGUCAUCAAGGGCAACGGAAAACUUAUUCCUCAAGCAGUCAAGCUCUGGGUCGAGCGAUAUGAAAAGGAUCCAAAACCUGCUAUGGUUGAACUCUUGAUGAUGCUAUUUGAGGCAUGUGGCGCCAAGUAUCAUAUCGAAGGAGAGUUGCUGGACGAGACUGAUGUUGAUGAUGUCGUGGUUGCUCUGGUCGAGCUUGCUAGAAGUGGUAACGUUGAAGAUUACCAAAGUUCAAAAAAGAAGGAGUUUAAGAACUUCAAAGAUAAUCUUCAAUUGUUCUGGGAUAAUUUGGUCCGUGAAUGUCAACAUGGGCCAUUGGUUGAUCAGAUUUUGUUCGAGAAGUGCAUGGACUAUAUUAUUGCUUUGUCAUGCACUCCUCCAAGAGUUUAUCGUCAGGCUGCUACUUUGGUGGGUCUCCAACUUGUCACAUCAUUUAUAACUGUUGCUAACACACUUGGUGCUCAGCGAGAAACUACUCGUAGACAAUUAGAUGCUGAAAAAAAAAAACGAACUGAGGGGCCUCGUGUGGAAUCACUGAACAAGAGGUUCUCAACGACUCAUGACAACAUAACUAUAUUAGAGCAGAUGAUGCGCAAGAUAUUUCAAGGGUUAUUUGUGCAUCGCUAUCGAGACAUUGAUCCAAAUAUUCGGAUGUCUUGCAUAGAGUCACUAGGGGUGUGGAUUUUUUCCUAUCCAUCAAUGUUCUUGCAGGAUUUGUACUUGAAGUAUCUUGGAUGGACAUUGAAUGAUAAAAGUGCUGGUGUAAGAAAAGCUUCUGUCCUUGCGUUGCAAAAUCUUUAUGAGGUUGAUGAUAAUGUGCCAACUCUUGGUCUAUUCACUGAAAGAUUUUCUAGUCGGAUGAUUGAUCUUGCUGAUGACAUCGACACUUCUGUGGCUGUAUGUGCCAUUGGCCUUGUUAAACAGCUACUAAGACAUCAGCUUCUACCAGAUGAUGACUUAGGUCCUUUAUAUGAUUUGCUUAUUGAUGAUCCAGCAGAGAUCAGGCAUGCUAUAGGAGCCUUAGUGUAUGAACACUUGAUUUCUCAAAAGUUCAAUAGCUCCCAAUCUGGUGCAAAAGGUGAUGGCAACAAUUCUUCUGAGGUCCAUCUUGGCAGAAUGUUGCAAAUUCUAAGAGAGUUCUCUGCAGAUCCGAUUCUAAGCGUCUAUGUCAUUGAUGAUGUUUGGGAGUACAUGAAGGCGAUGAAGGACUGGAAGUGUAUUAUCUCCAUGCUCUUGGAUGAGAAUCCUUUGAUUGAGCUUACUGAUGAGGAUGCAACAAACUUGGUACGACUUCUUUGUGCAUCUGUCAAAAAGGCUGUAGGAGAGAGGAUUGUUCCUCCCACUGAUAAUCGGAAGCCAUACUACAGUAAAGCUCAAAAAGAAGUAUUUGACCACAACAGACGAGAUAUAACUCUUGCCAUGAUGAAGAACUACCCAUUACUUCUACGUAAGUUCAUGGCUGACAAGGCAAAAGUACCAUCACUGAUUGAAAUUAUUGUGCAUAUGAAUCUUGAGCUAUAUUCCCUGAAGAGGCAGGAGCAGAAUUUCAAAAGUGUCCUUCAACUUAUCAAAGAGGCAUUUUUUAAACAUGGCGAGAGGGAGGCUCUGAGAUCUUGCGUAAAUGCUGUCAACCUUUGUUCCACAGAGAGUCAAGGGGAGCUAAAAGAUUUUGCCCGUAAUACAUCAAAGGAACUCCAGGAUGAGCUUAUUGCCAAGCUUAAAUCUGCAAUGAAAGAAGUGGCGGAUGGUGGUGAUGAUUAUCCUCUUCUUGUAAAUUUGAAAAGGUUGUAUGAGCUUCAAUUGUCAAGAGCUGUGCCUGAUGAAAGCUUGUAUGAAAAUUUUGUCUCGACUAUUCAGAGUUAUACAAACAGGGACGAUGAGGUUGUCAGUUUUCUGCUUCUCAACAUGUCUUUGCAUUUGGAGUGGUCUCUGCAUUCAAUCAUAAAUAGUGAGACUGUCUCUGAAGCAUCGUUGUCUUCUAUAUUAGCAAAACGCAAAUCCUUGUCAGAGCAACUAGAGUACUUUCUUAACAGCCCUCCUGAAUUGGAGGGUAAUCGUUGUAAUCUGCUAGCUUGUAGGGUUUGUAUACUGCAAGCAGAAUUGUGGUUUCUGUUCAGAAAGACAAAUUUUUCUUCAACAAAGCUGGAAAGGUUGGGAUAUUAUCCAGAUGCGUCCAUUCUUCAAAAGUUCUGGAACCUUUGUGUACGACAGCUCAGUAUUUCAGAUGAGGCAGAAGAUGAUGAUGCGAACAAGGAGUAUAUUGAGGAGGCAAACAGAGAUGCAGUGAUGAUUGCUGCUGCAAAGUUGGUUGCUAAUGAUAAAGUUUCUAAGGAGUAUCUUGGUCCGGAGAUUAUCUCUAGAUUUGUGAUGCAUGGAACAACUGUAGCAGAGAUUGUUAAGAAUCUGAUUACUUUUCUGAAGAAGAAAGAUGAUGAUCUUCCCAAACUUUUCUUCGAAUCACUAAAAAAGGCUUACCAGCGGUAUAUGGUUGAACUUUCUGGAAGUGAUGAUGAAUCUUCAGCAAGCAAGCGUUUUCAAGAAUGUAAAGAACUGGCUGCUCGGCUUUCUGGAAUGUUUGUAGGUGCCGCCAGGAACAAGCACAGAUCAGACAUUUUAAAAAUUGUUAACAAUGGCAUUGAAUAUGCUUUUCUAGAUGCUCCAAAGCAGUUAUCUUUUCUGGAAGGUGCUGUGCUCCAUUUUGUAUCCAAACUGCCAACACCUGAUAUCCUGGACAUUGUGAAGGAUGUCCAGAGCAGAACGGAUAAUGUAAAUACAGAUGAAGAUCCUAGUGGCUGGCGCCCCUAUCACACAUUUGUUGAUAGCUUGCUUGAGAAGUAUGCAAAGAAUGAAGGUAUCCAAGAUGAAAAAGAUGGGACCUCUGUAAAGCGCAGGGGUCGUCCACGCAAAAGGCGUCGAGGAAAGGGACUUUUUGAUGAGCACAGUUCAAGUGAAGAAGAUGAUUCAAUAAGCGCAUCUGACCAUGAAAAUGCUCAAGAUGAAGAAAACAAGCAAGAUGACGAUGACGAUGAAGAUGCUCCUUUAAUACAUUCAAUUAGGUCAUCAUCCAAGUUGAGAUCAUUGAGAGUGACAAGAGAGGAAACGAAGGCCAGAUGA
Messenger RNA from Prunus armeniaca (apricot), 3366 nucleotides. NCBI's taxonomy places the organism in Eukaryota, Viridiplantae, Streptophyta, Magnoliopsida, Rosales, Rosaceae. The record is from the annotation of a GenBank genome assembly.